AUGUCACAGAAUAGGCCUGGGGUAUUCUCGAGUUUACGCAUGGGUGAAGUCGUUCGCGAAAAGGUCCAGGAUGGACUGACUGGGGAGACCAAGGAGAUCUCAUAUUCACAAUGCAAAAUCGUCGGCAAUGGCUCGUUUGGUGUGGUCUUCCAGACGAAGAUGAUGCCCAGCGGCGAGGAUGCUGCCAUCAAACGGGUCCUGCAAGAUAAGCGUUUCAAGAACCGGGAGCUGCAAAUAAUGCGGAUUGUACGCCAUCCCAAUAUCGUGGAACUGAAGGCUUUCUAUUACUCCAACGGCGAAAGGAAAGAUGAAGUCUACCUCAAUCUCGUUCUUGAGUAUGUACCGGAAACGGUGUAUCGAGCGUCGCGGUAUUUCAACAAGCUCAAAACGACGAUGCCGAUGUUGGAGGUCAAGCUUUAUAUCUACCAGCUCUUCCGUUCCUUGGCAUAUAUCCACUCCCAGGGCAUUUGCCAUCGGGACAUCAAGCCCCAAAAUCUCCUGGUCGAUCUUAACUCCGGUAUCCUGAAGCUGUGUGAUUUCGGAUCGGCCAAGAUACUCGUCGAAAAUGAGCCGAACGUUUCUUACAUCUGUUCGCGCUACUACCGAGCGCCGGAAUUGAUUUUCGGUGCCACAAACUAUACGACUAAGAUUGAUGUGUGGUCGACCGGCUGUGUGAUGGCCGAGCUGAUGCUAGGCCAGCCUCUCUUCCCUGGCGAGUCGGGCAUUGACCAGCUUGUGGAAAUCAUCAAAGUCUUAGGUACCCCCACUCGGGAACAGAUUCGUACAAUGAAUCCCAACUACAUGGAGCAUAAGUUUCCUCAGAUCAAGCCACACCCCUUCAAUAAGGUCUUCCGGAAAGCUCCACAUGAGGCAAUCGAUUUGAUCUCUGCUUUGCUGGAAUACACGCCAACGCAGCGUCUUUCCGCGAUCGAGGCGAUGUGCCAUCCGUUCUUCGACGAGCUUAGAGACCCCAACACCCGUUUGGCCGACUCUCGGCACCCCAACAGCCCCCCUAGGGAACUUCCCAACCUCUUCGACUUCUCCAAGCAUGAACUCUCCAUUGCACCAUCGAUGAACAACCGGCUCGUCCCUCCACAUAUCCGCCCGGCACUCGAAGCCCGCGGGCUAGAUAUCGAUAACUUUACCCCUCUUACGAAGGAUGAAAUGAUAGCGCGCCUUGACUGA
Molecule: messenger RNA, 1185 nt
Organism: Aspergillus candidus
Lineage: Eukaryota; Fungi; Ascomycota; Eurotiomycetes; Eurotiales; Aspergillaceae
Product: GSK family serine/threonine-protein kinase
Exons: 7
Coding region: 1-1185 (394 amino acids)
Biological process (GO): signal transduction; protein phosphorylation
Cellular component (GO): cytoplasm
Molecular function (GO): protein serine/threonine/tyrosine kinase activity; ATP binding; protein serine/threonine kinase activity
Source: RefSeq, a predicted model, not a curated record